Molecule: messenger RNA, 435 nt
Organism: Triticum turgidum subsp. durum (durum wheat)
Lineage: Eukaryota; Viridiplantae; Streptophyta; Magnoliopsida; Poales; Poaceae
Source: the annotation of a GenBank genome assembly
AUGGCGGCGCUGGAGAUCGCCUUCGCCGCCAUCAGCGUCGCGGUCAUCGUCGCCAUUGCCUACUUCCUCCACACGUGCUCGCGGGAGGCCACGCCCGUGCCGAUGCCGCCGCCCCCCGGCGCGGAGGAGGCCGCCGCCGCAGCCGGCGACGUCGAGAUGCAGGCCGGGAUGGACGAGGCCGCGAUCAGCGCGCUGCCCAAGGUGGUGGUGCGCGGCGGGGCCGGGGAGGCGUCGUCGUCCUCGUCGUCCACGAGCUGCGCGGUGUGCCUGGGGGAGUACGACCGGGGAGACGUGCUGCGGGUGCUGCCGGACUGCGCGCACUCGUUCCACCGGCCGUGCGUCGACCAGUGGCUGCGCCUCCGCCCCAGCUGCCCCGUCUGCCGCACGCCGCCGGCAGCCCCCUCGCCCAGCCAAACAAAAUCGGUCGCAUUCUAA